AAAUUCUGUCGACCCUCAUGUCGAUGCAUACAACGCUUUCCUCUGUGGAGCACAGAAGAAGUUAUUGAUGUCUCAGUUGCUAGUGUCCACACAGCUGAAGUCAAUGGGGGCCAAUGUUGUUAGGUAACCUACUUACAAAUAUCUUCUUUUGUGUUCUACAGAAGAAAAUCAUACAGGUUCAAAUUAUGACUGAAUUUAUAUUUCUGAGUGAACUGUCCCUUUAUUCGUGGUCUAGCCAAGCUUGAAGAGUCUUAUCCUAUGAAGAGAGAUAAAGAACAGGAAAUCAUUGUACAUUCAUCAUCGUAACCCAUAAUACUUUUAGUACAGUAGCAGAAAAUGACCUGUUGUUAUUACUACAGCAUGUCUGUGUAAAUUGAAAAAAACAUUUGUGGAUGCACGAGGUCCCUUUUGGCAGGCGGCUGACGGUUUAACGGGAUCGCAUAUGGAGUAUUCCCAAGACCUGCAAUUUACUCCGACUCCAAUUACAUUUUCCAGCCUUUUCUUUGUCUCCUGGUGCUUAUAAGACCUUUACUGCAUUCCUGCGAGUCACUCAUUUGUCAAAGCUCUCUUAGACUCUUACUUAACACGACAGGGAGGGAACACGAUCAAAAUGGUCGCUCCUAGCCACCAGUGCCUGAGGGGGAAGAAAAAGAAAAAAGCCACCUGACAUGUUUGUCCGAAAUCCUGUGUUUAUUCGCACACAGGAGCCGGUCGUUUUCCGGGAGAAGGGAUGUAUAUGAAGGUUUUCGAGCGUUUUCCCGGUGCACGGCAGAGCAGCCCUCCCUGCAUUGCAGCAGAGAGAGGGAAGCGGAGAGAGCCACACAGCGCCAGCUGCCCAAUCACGCGCCUCCGUGUGGCUCUCAAACCAAUCGGCAGCACACAGCCGAGGUUAAAGAUUGACAAUCGCUCUGAGAGCAGCAGGGAGAGCAAGGCCCUUCUGGAAAAUUCUGCACCCAUCUUUGUCUCAUCCCUCACUGCCUUUAUAUCUGAAAAAAAAAGAUUUUAAGAAGAAUCUGUACUGUGCCUGUAAAGAAGAAGGUAUGCUGUUAUUAUGCUGUGUCAGUUUUUAUGUGGAGAAUCAUUCAGUGUUGACGUGAUUGUGCUGAAGAUUAUAUAUUGAGGUUUUGUGUGUUAUGUAUGGUUGUAUUUUGCUGUUUUUGACAGACGCUUUAUUGAUUAUGUCAGUGGAGCUGUAUGCUGGAUGCUGCUGUGUGGGGAGUGGAUGGUGCAUGUAGGUUGGACGUGAGGAGGCCAACACGGCAAAUGCUCAGUCUGUACAGAUGUUUGCCUUGUGCAUGCUGCCACACACCCCCUCCCCACCCAUCUUUGAAGGUUGGAGGUGCAGGACAGAGAGAAACCGCAUGGGAAAGGCAAAGAGAUUGCUGGUUUAUCGGGGAGGGAUUUCAUUUUCAGGCUUCAUGAGGAAAUUAUGUUUGUUUGGCUGAAAGAAAAUUCACAAGAAUAAUGUCAGUAAUGUUGUGAUUUUCUCUUUGUUUAUCCUGACUGUGGUCAGGUUGGCUCAUGGACGAUAAGCUCUGUUCUUUGGUGAGCUGUGCAAUGCUGGGCAUGUGUGUGUGGUAAUGGCCCGAGCAUCAGGAAGGAGAGCCGCUGCUUCUCUCCGUUUACCACUGGAUGGUAUUUUAGAAACAUUUACAAAAAUGAUUCUUGUAAAAUGAAUGCGAUACGAAACGUUAAUGGGCAUAGCAGGUCUCAAGCCUGUAUGCCGCACAAGAAAUAUACAUUUUUGGGGAGGUUUAUAACUGCUUUUCAGCGUAAACUGACAGUGGUGGGCUGACAAAAUCUGAACAUUUCUGGGUCAUCAGUCUAAGCUGUUUAAUGUUUGUAGGAAUUUGAGUUAGAGUUAUCACUAAGCUGUGUUGCCUGGUUUGUUUUUCAUCUGAGGGAAGGAAGCGCAUUGAGGGUAACUUUGAGAUAUUUUUAUGUUAGGAAAAGAUAAAAAUUGUCUUUUCAUUUAAUGUAGAUUUAGAUUUCUUUUUUGAUUAAUCUUAAAUUUGGAUUUUUGGAAUAACUUUUGUAUUUUUAGAAUAACUAUUAAAGGUCCAGUGUAUGGCAUUUAGCGACAUCUAGUGGUGAGGUUGGGAAUUGCAACCAAUGCCUCACUCAACCCCUCCCAUUCAAAGCACUACGGUGGCUGAAACGGUACAACGGACUUGUCACAUUUUUCCUUCUUUGCUGAAGGAGAUAACAUUUACAAAACUUGCUCUGUAGAGCAGUUUGUCCGUUUAGGGCUACUGUAGAAACAACAUGGUGAAUUCCAAGUAAGGGAACCUGCGGUGUAUGAAGAUAGAAAUAGCUCAUUCUAAGGUAAAAAAAACGCUAGUUAUAUGUCAUAUUAUAUUGCAUUUCUGUUAAUAAAUCCUCCAAAGCUGGAUCUUUUUUAAAGUGUGAUGUGUUUUAGUCAUUAUCAAAAAAGGCCAUGAGGAUAUAAGCUGAUCUGUAGUGUUCAUUGUUUUUCACUAGUAUAAAAUGUUAAUUUUUGUAUUUUGAGCUUCACCUACCCAUCUCUGAUCUAUUGUUCCUACUGUUCAGUUUCUUCAGCAUCAAGUGAACUGUUGGUUCCAUUAUGGAAUAGCAGAUCCUCAGAGUACUGAAUAAGCAUAUUAUGUUGACUGGAGAUAUGAUGUCAAAGGGAUCUUUCAGGGUGUGAAAUGUCCAUCUAUUGCAUUUAAUGCUGAAACCACCAGAUUUUUGAGUUUUCAUUUAUUUAUUGUUGAAUUUAACAUUCAUUUACUAUAUCUGCAUUCAACCCUGAAAAAACCCUUUAAGAAAUUGUUUUUUCACUGGAAAGAAUUGCAUCAGAAAUACAGGUGACCCUAUCACCAUUGAAACCAUUUAAAUACAUGCAUCAUUGAUUUUUUUUUUGCAGUUUGGCUGAAGAGAAGUGAAGGCGGAGUCAGAUGCAAUUGAAGGGAUGGAAAUCGCAACACGAUCCAAGGUCUCUGAUCAAGGGUCAGCAGAACGGAUUGCCUCGAAGCGCAAGGUUUCCAGCCCUCCACACUCCUCUAAUGGACACUCCCCAUCCGAACCUUCCUCCUGUCCUGUCAAAAAGAAGAAAAAACCUGGAGCCGUCAAUAACAGCAAAGAUCAGUCAGAACUAAGACAUGGUCCCUUUUACUAUGUGAAGCAGCCCGCACUCACCACAGACCCUGUUGAUGUUGUACCGCAGGACGGGCGGAAUGACUUCUACUGCUGGGUGUGCCACCGCGAGGGCCAGGUGCUCUGCUGUGAGCUCUGCCCACGUGUCUACCACGCUAAGUGCCUCAAACUGGCCGCAGAGCCCGAAGGAGACUGGUUCUGUCCUGAAUGUGAGAAAAUAACAGUUGCCGAAUGCAUAGAGACUCAGAGUAAAGCGAUGACAAUGCUCACAUUGGAGCAGCUGUCCUUCCUGCUGAAGUUUGCUUUGCAGAAGAUGAAACAGCCAGGUACGGAGCCCUUUCAGAAGCCAGUGGCACUGGAGCAGCAUCCAGAUUAUGCAGAGUAUAUAUUUAAUCCUAUGGAUCUCUGCACUUUAGAAAAGAACAUUAAAAAGAAAAUGUAUGGCUCCACCGAGGCGUUCCUGGCUGAUGUUAAGUGGAUUUUGCACAACUGCAUUAUUUAUAACGGAGGCAACCAUAAACUUACAGCAACAGCAAAAGUUAUUGUAAAAAUCUGUGAACACGAAAUGAAUGAGAUCGAAGUCUGUCCGGAGUGCUAUCUCUCCGCGUGCCAGAAAAGAGACAACUGGUUUUGUGAACCAUGUAGCAACCCCCACCCUCUGGUAUGGGCCAAGCUGAAGGGGUUUCCAUUUUGGCCUGCUAAAGCCCUUCGAGACAAAGAUGGACAAGUGGAUGCUCGAUUCUUUGGGCAGCAUGACAGGGCCUGGGUUCCUAUUAACAACUGCUACCUCAUGUCUAAAGAAAUCCCGUUCUCCGUCAAAAAGACCAAGAGCAUCUUCAACAGUGCCAUGCAGGAGAUGGAAGUGUACGUCGAAAACAUCCGCAAAAAGUUUGGAGUCUUUAAUUACGCUCCAUUCCGCACGCCAUACACACCGGACAACCAGUUCCAGAUGCUUUUGGACCCAGCAAACCCCGGCACGGGAUACGUCAAACCCGAGAAACAUGAAAAGAUCAAGUUUAGCUUUGAUUUAACAGCAUCUCCUAAAUUGCUCGUGGGCAAGAGCAUGGUCUCCAGCGGGACUGUAGGGGGCGGGACUGGAAGGCGAAUCUCAUUAACGGACAUGCCUCGUUCACCAAUGAGCACUAACUCCUCUGCUCAUACGGGAUCUGAUGGAGAGCAAGAGACUGCAGAAAAAAGCCAUGUUAAAGCUGCUUUACCCAAUUACAGCACAGGGGAGGAGUCAAUGGAUUGUACUGCAUCACCCGCUCCUCCUAAAGCAGGUCUUACUGGCAGCAGCUUAGAAAGCCCUAAACCAUUCCACUCUCCAGCUCCCAGCACCCCCGUUAAACAGGAGAAGACCCCCACCACCGGCAGCAUCCUGAACCUCAACCUUGAUCGCAGUAAAGCAGAGAUGGACCUGAAGGAGCUGAGUGAAAGCGUUCAGCAGCAGAACCAGCAGCAGCCCUUUCUCACCUCCCCUAAGAGACAGAUCAGAAGUCGCUUUCAGCUCAACCUGGACAAGACCAUAGAGAGCUGCAAAGCACAGCUGGGUAUAGAUGAAAUAUCAGAGGAUGUUUAUAAAGGUGCAGAGCACAGCGACUCUGAGGAAUCUGACAAGUCUGACUCCAGCGACAGCGAAUACGCCAGUGACGAUGAACAGAAAUCCAAGUCCAACCAAGAAAAUAAAACCCCAGCUGAUGGGAAAAACGCAAAAGAGUCCCUUAAAAGAAAGACCAAACCCUCAGCACCGGCCGUUGAGGACAAAGACAACAGCACAGAAUCUACCACAACACCCAACACGGCAUCAAAAGGAGAACCCACCCAGACGACAAACCCUGUGGAUCCUAUUGCUAAAGAGGAAUCAGAGAACGAACCUUCGGAGAAGAUAAAAGUGGGUGCUGCGUCGCCUGAUUCUAAGGAGAAGCCCAAGACAUUGGAGGAGGAUGGGCCACCGGCACCUGUGGAUGUGGACAUGGAUUCGGAUUCAGAGAGAGAGCUGGUCAUUGAUCUGGGGGAAGAGCAGGCAGGGAAAGAGAGGAAGAAGACCAGGAGAGAUUCAGCCGCUGUCACCGCACUCAAAGAGCCUGCAGCCUCAAAAGCUGAUGGUAAAUCCACUCCUAUUUCCAGUGCUGUUACCCAGCCUCAGAACCCGGCUGUUCUGUCCUCCAGCCCAAGCAUCAAAGACCCAUCUCAGUCCCCAGUCCCGAUCCCGCUGAACAUAUUACCCCUCGCAACAGCUCCAGCUAGCACAACUCUGACCACCUCCACCCUCUCCAAUGCUACCUCCAGCACCCACAGUUCCUCACCUACCCCCACCAGUACCAUAAAGAAACAACGUCCAUUACUGCCCAGAGAGACCGUGCCUGUGGUUCAGCAGGCCGUGGUGUGGAACCCCACCACCAAGUUUCAGACAUCCUCGCAAAAGUGGCACAUGCAGAAGGUUCAGAGGCAGCAGCAGGGCCAAGCGCAGCCGGCCACGCAGGCGCAAGUGUUAACGCAGGUGCAGAACAACCAACAACCACAGCAGCAAGCGCAGGUCUCCUCGUCCUCGUCAGGACAGCAGCCUUCUUCUAGCACCAGAUAUCAAACAAGACAAGCCGUUAAAGCUGUGCAGCAGAAAGACUCGGCACACAGCACGUCCACAUCUGCAGUCACUCUUGUCACCAGUGCGCCGGCUUCUGGUGCCUUGAUGGCAGGAGCAACUGUUAGCUCUUCAUCAUCGACCUCCACACAGGGAGACUUCCAGAUCCCCACCACAUCUGCAGAUGUAGCAGCUGACAUCGCCAAGUACACUAACAAGAUAAUGGAUGCAAUUAAAGGGACAAUGACUGAGAUAUAUAAUGAUCUUUCCAAGAGCACAUCAGGAAACACCAUUGCUGAGAUCAAACGGUUGCGAAUCGAAAUUGAAAAAUUGCAGUGGCUACAUCAACAAGAGUUAUCCGAGAUGAAGCACAAUUUAGAGCUGACCAUGGCCGAGAUGAGACAGAGUCUUGAGCAGGAGCGAGAGCGAAUCGUGUCCGAGGUCAAGAAGCAGAUGGAGGUAGAGAAACAGCAGGCCGUGGAUGAAACGAAAAAGAAGCAAUGGUGUGCAAACUGCAGAAAGGAGGCCAUUUUCUACUGCUGCUGGAACACCAGUUACUGUGACUACCCCUGCCAACAAGCACACUGGCCUGAACACAUGAAGUCAUGUACACAGUCUGCAACAUCAUCACAGCAAGAACAAGAAAUAGAAGGCGGAGCAGAUGUUACUCCCAAAGCCCCCGUGCAACCCAACAAUGGACCCAACUCACUGAAAGAGACUGUAACAACUUCACCUGCUGAUAAAAAGAGCGAAGGAGAUAAAUCCAAGGACAUUGUCACUAUGUCCUAGCUUACGUGUACAUACACUAAACAGCACUUACUUUUGUACAGGUGUACAUAGAUGAUUAUUCACUACAAAAAAAAGUUUUAUUUAACAAAUGUUUGUCUUGCCUGACUGUGCUCUUGUGAUAUAUUUUUUCGUUUUGACUUCAUGUUUGAUUGUUUCCUGACAAAGACACACAAACCACCCAAACAUUUCCCUGAUCUAAUUUUAAAAGAAGUUAGAGGGCCUAGAAAGACCUGUUUAUUAAUGUUUCUCUAAAAUUCUUGAAAACAUUUUUUAAUGUUGCCAUAUUUAUAUACCGCCUUAUUCGGGGUGGUAACACCUUGAUUGUAAGAUGACGAUUAGAAAUUCAGAAUAUCUGAUCUGAUUUAAAUAUUUUUUUUAUUUUUGAUGGAAAUAGUACUGUUCUGUAUUUCUUGGAAUAUCUUAUCAAGGCCAGUUUAUCGAUAAGAAUAUUUGGUCUUAUAAAACGUUGAGGACUACAUUUUAUUAUGUCAUUACAUUGCUAAAAAAAGUUUAAACACUGAUUCAAAAAAUACGACUACUUCAUCACAGUUUGGUAGAAUUGUGUCUGUGGACACAGAUUGUGGUUUGUUGUAAAACUGUAUUAUCAUUAAUACAGUCAGCAUGAUCUGUUUACCUGCGUUAUACUGUAAUAUAUCUUAAAUGCCUUGGAGUAUUUUUUGCUGCCUUUUGAUAUCUACAGUACACCUCAUUGGUCCUGGUUAUGUUUCAGUUAUGUUUGUGACAUCAGUCUGAUCUCAUGGGUUCACUUUUAUUUAUUUAAAAUCACUUUUCAAAUGAAAUGUAGCAUUAGACUAAUGAUGAGUGACAGAAUACACUGUCAUGUUGUCUUACUCAUUUCAAAAUUAUUUGGUUUAUACCAAAUAAUCAGUUUCUUUUUUGAUCUUUCAGAAAUACCUGUAUAUGUUUUGUGUAAACAUUGUUCCUGUUUUCAGGGUUUUUUGUGGGGGAAGAGGGUAUUGUUUUUAUUUAUCAAACAUUGUCGUUUUUAUGACACCAAAGGUCUUUGCUAGUUGUAACUUACGAUUCCUUACAACGUUUAUUCAUCAUCAUGCAUUAUUUUCAAUGUGUGAAGAACAAACUGCUGUACUUUGAACCGAAACAUUCCUUCAUUUUAUGUUAAUGGUGCAUAAAUAUGUGAUUUCAAACCAUAUACAGAAAAAGAGCGAUUUCAAACAAACAAAAAAUAGAUAUUUGCAUACUGUAUAUUAAUAAAGAUCUGGUGGUCUUAAUUUUAAUUUAAUAGUUUUUGUAUGUUGGAACUGUAUUAAAGAACACCUGAAAAAGUU
Triplophysa dalaica is the source of this 7794-nucleotide messenger RNA. RefSeq names its product zinc finger, MYND-type containing 8 (gene zmynd8). Bases 2933 to 6487 code for a protein of 1184 amino acids. NCBI's taxonomy places the organism in Eukaryota, Metazoa, Chordata, Actinopteri, Cypriniformes, Nemacheilidae. The record is from RefSeq and is a predicted model, not a curated record. Gene Ontology annotation, molecular function: protein binding. The transcript has 19 exons. Gene Ontology annotation, biological process: regulation of DNA-templated transcription.